AAUUAAUUAGAUUCAAUUGGAUUAUUCAAAGUGAACCAAUAUCAAAAGUGAAUCGAAUUGGCAACAACAAAUAUUGAAUUGAAUUGAAAGGUUGUUAAAAUGAAUUGUCACACCAAAACAUACGUCACGUUUGAGGAGGUAUUUCCUCUGCAGCCUGAGGGGGCGCCACUCUUUUCUAAACUUCAGGACUCACACAGAUGGGAGGUUUUCUGACAGUGGCAGUCCAGCCCCUCCCAGCCAUGUAUGACAGCAGCUGUAAAGGAAGAUGAAGGGAAGUUCUUCAGCAGGAAUGCAGCCUGCAGGCCCUCACAGGCCUUCCUGCAGUCAUGCGAGCAGAAAGCAACCCUGCAGCUGUCCGUCUGACAAAACAACAUGAGAGGAUACAGAGGCAUCAAGUACACCCUCUUCAUCUUCUGCUACUUCUUCUGGGUUGUGAGCGCUGUCCUGAUUGCCGUGGGGAUCUAUGCUAAAAUUGCCAAAGAGAAAGAUGUUGUGGACACGCUGAUGGUGGAUCCCGCCCUGCUGUUGAUCAUUGUGGGAUCAGUGAUGUUCGUCAUCACCUUCCUGGGAUGUUUCGGAGCGCUGCGUAACGCCACAUGUCUUCUGAAGACGUUCCUGGUGAUCCUGGCAGUGAUCUUCAUCUUGCAGAUUGCAGCUGGAGUCGUUGGCUACCUCUUUACUGACAUGGUGAUGGAGAGAACAGAGAAGCUGAUGAUGACGGCCAUCGUUCGCUACAGGGAGGAUCGAGACCUGGAGAACGCCAUUGACUUUGUCCAGAAGAAGUUCCAGUGCUGUGGCGUGGAGGGCUACAAAGACUGGUCACAGAACCCCUACUUUAAUUGUUCGGACACCAACCCCAGUCUGGAGGCCUGUGGAGUUCCCUUCUCCUGUUGCAUUCACCUAAAGAACCAGACUGUGCACAACACCAUGUGUGGGUAUGGGAUGCAGAGGGAGAAGGAAGGUUUGGCCCGUAACAACAUUUUCACUCUUGGCUGUUUGGAAAAGAUCCUCUUGUGGGCCAAGAACAACCUGCGUCUGGUGGGCGGGCUGACUGCCGGCCUGCUGCUGCUUGAGGUGUGCAUGAUGUCAUUGGCUAUUGCUCAGACUUCCUGGAUCAAGAAAGUUCAGAAGAAAACAGAUGACAAGACAGCUGAGAGAAAAUCGGGGAGGAAGGAAAGCUAUGAGUUCCCUGAUUUUCCAGGUUUCGAGUGACAGAACUCUGGGACCUGAAUGUGGGAUCCCGGAUGAGUCAAGGACCGGCCCACAUCUGGAAUUUACUAUAUUAUUCCCACAAUCUGGUUUAAAGAAAAAGAAAGUCUGCUUGAAUUUUAGCCUAGAAAGUUUGUUUAAAAGCCAUUGUUGCAAAUGUGAUGUUGGUGUGUUGCUGGCAUGUUUCUGUGAAGUUUUGUAUAUAUGUAAUGACUAAUAGUGCAUGCAGCAGAUUUCUCUGUUGGAUAACUGUGACCUCAGCUGAUAUAGGCUGCAGCUUCUCUGAUCAUAAAGAUGUUAUGUGUGUUAUUUCCUCCCACUGUGUUCCCCCUCUCUAUAAUUCAUGGACAGAUAGUCCACAGAUUUCCGCUGAAGUGAAUCACCCCAGAGUUAAUCUGCAAGCAAACAGACACCCUUGAUCUAAAGAGGACAAGAUUUCUCUCGUUUGUAUCUGAACCAGAGUUCAGGUGAGGUUUUACACCUGCCAAACCAGGAGGACCAUGAGAGGAAACCAGUGCUGAACCAAACAUGCCAGAGCAAACGACAGCACAUAAAAGUUUUACAUUAUCUGAAACAAUGUGCAUUCUGGUUAAAAAUCAAAGUUGUAUAGCUCUAUUCCUAUGAAAGAUCCAGUACUUUUGGUUACUACGCUCCACAGAUGUAACAGUUCCUCAAAUGACCACUGGGGCCUGGUUUCAAAGGGAAAUAUUUUAUAUUAAUGCUCUUGUCUAGGGUUGUGGAAUCACUUGUCUCAGCUAACAUACCAUUGGUAUGUAUUACUUACUGGACAAAACAAGGUGUUGACGUCACCCAUAGAAAAUGCCUUACCUCCGGCCAAAGCCAGUCACCGUGGCUUCCUGUUUGUCACCGUGGCCAUUUUGUAUCUGUAACCUGUGCACAACCAUGAGAAAUUUUUAAUUUUGUCUGUUUCUGUAAACUCUUGUAGCUGAUUUUAAUGUGUGUUAAACAGCUGCAGCAGCAGUGUCGUGCUGUUUUGAUAAACUAUGGAAUAAGAAAUGUCAGGUAGUAAAGCCUUUUGCAAAAAAAAAAAGAAAACAGUUUUAACUUGUAAAAAAAAAGUAAAGGGCUACUAUUUGAUUAAAUAUUUAUUUCCUUGUUGAGUGGACACCUUAUAAGCAGGUCAAUAUUGUUUAAUGCGUUUAAGAGUGACAGCUUGUCAGCUGCCACCCAAAGUUCGGCUCAGUCAACUGAGAGGUACGAGAUAAAAUUAUGAGACAAAAUGAAUCCACCAUGUCAAAAGGCGCUCCGGCGCUCGAUUUCAUUUUAUAAAAUUAAAGCUUUGGCGACCCACGAGAUUUGAUUCGUGACUCAUGAGAUCUGAGCUACGAGACGUGAGUCAGGAGACUCCCGGGAGUAGGUUGUCGCUGUUUGCAGUGCCAGCCUCUGCUGCCUGGAAAUAAGUCAAAGAAUCUAUACUUUUCUUCAUAGAUAUAAAAUUUGUCUGAAUAUAUUCUACAUUUUUUUAACAUUUGAUUGGAGGUGACUAAAAAAACUGUGGUUAAUUGUAAUUUAAUUUUUCAGUGGAAAAUCUUGAAGCCGCCAUCUUGGAUACUAUUUCUCCCUCUGUCAUGUGAUUGAAAAGUAUCAGUAAAAGAGUAAAUCCCUGUUGUUCUUCCCUCACUCUUUAAACCAUUGUUGUGGCUUUAAUCUGCAGUGGAUUAGCAGCAGAGGCACCUGCAGCUGCGUGCCGUUGUCAGGAUCGGGUCUCGUCACGUGCGCGCUCACAUUCACCUGAUUGGAUUAAUUACUGGAGGGAGGGAUGGGGCAGGAAAAAAAGCUGCUGUACUUUUAGUUUCAGAUGUAACUUUCCUUUAAAGAGAUGAUGUUGUUUCAUUUUUCAUUUUAAAUUUACAAAAAAAAAAAA
Oryzias melastigma (Indian medaka) is the source of this 3094-nucleotide messenger RNA. RefSeq lists its product as uncharacterized. Gene Ontology annotation, cellular component: membrane. The record is from RefSeq and is a predicted model, not a curated record. The coding region runs from base 373 to 1212 and encodes 279 amino acids. NCBI's taxonomy places the organism in Eukaryota, Metazoa, Chordata, Actinopteri, Beloniformes, Adrianichthyidae. The transcript is spliced from 8 exons.